UGCCACUGCGCCACUACAUCACCCCUGGCCAUAGGUGGUCUUCCACAUAUUUGACUUGGACAGAGGGGUCCUCGGUUGCACGGGCCUUUGAGAGCCACGAAGUUCUUCCGCCCUGCCCGAAAGAAGAGCCUGCCGCUUUUAGAAGGCGGUGCUUAAUCAGCGCUGGGCGGGCCGCACUGGCGAUUGCGUGAUGGAUUGGCCCCGCCCUUCCCUUCAUUUUCUAACCCCUCCUCUAAUCCAUCCUCCAUCCCCCCCCCAAUCCCCCCCCCCCUUACCGUUUCCUUAAAGAUCCCCUUCUGCCUUGCCAUCUGCUAAUAGAGUCGAGUCGAGCCGAUCCGAGCCGAUCCGGGCGAAGCAGCCGCCGUGUGACGCUCGCACUCCGGCUGACGAGAAAUCCCCGCUCGCGUUUCCUUGUCCUCCUCCUCCUCCUCCUCUCCCCGGGACAAGGCAAACGCGCCGGGCUGCCUGCGAGUAGAAAAAAGGAAACGGCAAAGGAAGGCACAGGCGGAAGAGAGAGAUUCGGAUAACGUCAGUCAAUUCAUUCCGCUUGACGACAAAAGGAGAGCCGCACGAUCUCGCAGAAGGAGUGCUGGUUGUGGGUGGGUGGGGAGGGAGGGGGAGCAACCUCGAGGUCCACCUGCAUGAGAAGGCGUGAAAAGCGGGGCCGGCGGAGUGGACACCUGGGCGGAAGGAGGCUCGGAAGCGACUUUCUUCAGAUCAUCACACGGACGGGGCUUUCUUCCGCAUUCCUAGGGGGGGGGAGCGAACCGGCGACACGCCGCGGAAUUGACAUUUGGACUUCUUACUGGUAACAACAGUCCUUUAAGGCACAUGUCGCCGUAGCAGGAAGAAGCCGGCAGGCUCCAUGCGGCGAGUCUGAAGCGAGAUAGCAACUGAAGGGAUCAUUAAGGCAAAAUCCUGGAAGCGUCAUUUAUGUACCGUUAUUUAAAGCGAAGAAGAAGGAAAAAGGAUAAGAUUUCCUGAAAAACUCCCAAGUCGCUCAACUCCGUUCCAUACAAGCAAUCUUGGAUCGCGUUGAAUUCCAAGUAUGUCUUGCUGAAACUGACAUCGCCCAUAAAAUAGCAAUAUAUACAUAUACGUAUAUUUAAGAAGUCCAUGCGCCCAUCCAGAGAUGUAAAAGCCUUGGAUAACAUGCACCUCAAUAGCCGUCUAUUAAUAGUCUUAUUAUAAUUAACUUGACCUAAUCUAUACCGAAGAAAGUGGAAGCCAGAAGACAAGUAGGUGUCAAACUUCUGCAAUAAUUUACGUCAAAUCCGCAAACUGUGAAGAGACUGUUUUUCUUUUUUGACGGGAUGCACUCCGAUGGGUUACUUUUCAACACUCGCCCCUGCCCCGUUUGACUUUUGGUGAGGACGGCGGUGUGGGAUGGUGUGACUUUUUUUUUUUUUCUAUGGACACAUUGGAUUCCCAUGGCUUUCCUCAGCGGGCCACGCUUGCUGGACUGGGCCAGUUCACCUCCGCAUCUCCAGUUCAACAAGUACGUGCUCACGGGAUACCGACCCGUCUCCUCUGCCAACGAGUGCCUCAAGAGCCUCUUCUACCUGCACAAUGAGCUGGGCAACAUCUACACGCACGGGAUCCCGCUGCUCUGCUUCCUCUUCCUGCUGCCCCUCAACAUCCCCUGGGCGCAGAUCACCGUCACCUGGCUGGGUGUUGUGCACUUCUUGGCAUGCUUGUCCCCCCAGCUGGGCAGUGUGCUCUACCACUUGUUUAUGAACCAUGAAGGAGGAGCGCCCAUCUACCACACGCUGCUCACCCUGGACAUGUGUGGCAUCUGCAUGAUCAACACGCUGGGUGCCCUACCGAUUGUCUACACCACUCUGCUCUGCUACCCAUCCACCCGCAGUGUGGCGCUACUUGCCUACAUCAUCCUGUCAGCCUACUCCAUCUACUGUGCUGUGACGGCACGGAGCAGCGUGCGCCGGUUGCAGUCCUUUGCCUGGCAGGCACUCUUCCGUUUUUUCUUCUUCUACCUACGUUGGGUUGGCCUUGGCACAGGCAGCCCCACCUCACUGCAGCAGUACUUUAUCAUGGACUUCCUAGCUCUGCUCGGUGGGCUCAUCAACAUCACACGUGUGCCCGAGCGCUGGCGGCCCGGCAAGUUUGACUAUUGGUGUAACAGCCACCAGAUUAUGCAUGUACUGGUGGUGGGCUCCAUUAUGUACCUGCACUGGGGUGUGCUGGAUGACCUGCUCUGGAUCAGUAGCCACCGAUGUCCAGUUGAAUGACCUUUGACCUCAGCCGAACUCUCAAAUCAAUACGUCCUUUGGUCCCAAACAAGUGCACAACAGGCACUCAAAUGAUGAAUCGUGAGUCCUGUGGGAGCUCACUAUCCACUUUGCAAAGCACUGGACUCUCCUUUGCCAGGCCCUGCACACCCAACACUUGUAAUGAAUUUGCUUUCAACCAAGCUGGUAAGAAGAAGAAUGGAGCAGCCUUUGAAGAGUAUUAAACCACAAUGAUGCCAGGUAACAAAACAAACCCACUCAGCACAGCAAGUCCAGGAUGAACCCACCUCAGACCAGAAGAAUGCAGUUUAUGGUAGAAGUAGACCUCAAGCCAGAACUAACUCAUCCAGAACGAGCAAGCGUUGGAGGGGUCUGUCAGCUAUGUAGAACAGACCAGUGGGAACAAAUCGGGCUUAGACAAAGGUCAAGCCUGAAGAAUCCUGUCCAAACAAGUCCUUGUAGAGUGAGUCUUAAACCAGCAGGACCGAGACUGAUAGGGCAAAAUAUAUAAGAGCCCGGGUUCAGUGAAAAAUAACUAACUUCCAAUGAAUCCAUGAGUGCGUCUGUAUUAAACUAGAAGGGACCGGUGCAACAGGACUGGACAGAUAGGAGUCAAAAGAAACACCACCCUGUAUGAAACCAGUAUCAAGUAGUCUAAGUGGACCUGGCCUAAAGAAAUCACACCAGAAGAAACCCAUUGAACUAAAAAACCAUGAAGGAGUCUGUCAGCUUCCUAGAAGAGUCCUGCGGGACUAAAUUAGGUCUACACAACUAUCAAGUAUUGUCUGAACAAAUCCUCCAAGAAUGCAUCCCAAACCAGAAGAACUACCCUUGAUAGGACUGGAGACAGAGAAGUUGGUUUUAGAUCAUAAGUAACUUGAAUGACCAGUAAACUCUAACCCGAGGCAAACUCUAGCAGAUCAGCAUCAAUCCAGAUGGAAGCAGACCGAGUCUGGACUAAAGAAGUGUGUCCCUCGCUAGGAUUAACUAAAUUGACCAAAUAAACCACACAAGUCUCUAAUCAGACCAGGAGAACAAUGGCUGACCAAAUUUCAAACCAGAAAGAACCUAUCUGCCCAAACAUAACCUGAAGGAGUCUGUCUCUAAACAGAAGUGCCCUGUGGGACCGAAUCGGGCCUAAACAAGUCUGAAACCAGAAGGAUAAAGCCAGGUCAACUCCACUUAGUGUCUGCUUUAAACCGGAAGAGCCUAGUCUGCCAGGAAUGGAUUUACUGGGGCAGAAUUCAGUCAAAAGUACCCUGUGAUGAAACCUCCAGUGAGGGAGCAGUCUGAGUGGACCUGGCCUAAACCAAAAAGUGUUUAAUUUGUUCAAUUAAUCAAACAAACCCUGAAGAAUCUGUGUGGAUCCAGAAGAACCCAAUCUAAACAGAAGAGCUUGUGGGACUGAAUUAAGCCUAGGAAUUAGGUUCCCUUCUGUGCAAAACUGGAGAGAGUCUGCUUCAAAAUGGAAGAACUCAGGGUGAAUCUGAUAUAGGAGAACCUACAUUAUGUCAAAAAAUAAUUUCUGAUAAAACCACCAUCCUGAUUGGUAUCUCUAUUAAGCCAGGAAGAAACAGUCUGUAGUGGACCACCUUCGCUAAACAAACAAUACCAAUAAAUAAACUUCAUGGACACCUGUCUCUGGCUAGAAGAGCCUUUUGGGACUGAAUCAGACCUAUAGAAGUACCAAACCAGAAAGAUCCUCGUAGAACAUCUUAUCUUAAAUUAGAUAAACCCACAGCCAGAGUCAAAGAUACCUUCGGAAGCAGCCACCAACUAGGAGAUUCAGUUCGAGAAGUCCUAGUCUAAGCAAGUCUGUUCCACAUAAAAACAUAACCCAUGAAACAGAUGUGUGUCAAACCUUGAGAACAAUGGCUGAAUGAACCAGAUCUCAAACUAAAAAGAAACAAAUACACCCUGAAGAAGCUGGGCUCUAACUAGAAUCAGACCUAGGCGAGUCUCGAACCAGAAGGAUCCAGCUUGAUCAAAUUCUUUAAAUGUUGGUCUUUAAACAGAAUCAGAACCCAAUUUGAUAGGACUGGAUAUAGAGGUGGGUCAAAGGAAACUUCAGGUGGGACCAGCAAUCAGGAAAUCCAGCCUAAGUGGACCUGAUCUAAGCAAGUCUGUUUCACACUAGAAGAAGCCCCCAAAUGACCAAGUAAACCCUGAAACGGUCUUUGUCAGAUGGGGAGAAUGAGUGAUGGUAUGAGGUUUCACACCAGAAAGAAUCCAUCUGACCAAACUUACCGUGAAGGAGUUUGACUCUAACCAGAAAAGCCCACUAAAGUAGACCUAGAUGAGAUUGAGAACAGAAAGACCCUCUCUAAAUUAUUUGUGAAAGAAGCUCAAACUUGAAAAAAAUCCAGUGAGAUGGUACCAAAUAUAGAGGAGAUUUAAAAUAACUUCUGAUAGAAACAUCACUGAUUCAGUAUCACACCAUGGGACCGGAUAUACAAAAAUCAAAGAAAACAACUGAUGGAAUUCUGAUUUGGAUCAGUAUAAAACCAGGAGGUACCAGUCGUAUUCCACAAGUAACCAACUUGAAGAAAUAAACUCUGAAAUGGUCUAUAUGAAACCAGGAGAUUACACCAGAAGGAACCCCCUCUAAAGAAGUCUGCCUCAAAGCAAAACUCAUUUAUCAAAUGAAGCCCCAGAUGAGUCUAUAUCAAUGUAUCCAAUGUGACCAAUUCAAAUUUUGAAUCCCAAAGAUCUAUCUGGCCAAAGGCCACAAGAAAAGUCUGCAUCAGGCCAGAAGAACUAACCCUAAUAAAAUCAGAUCUACACAAGUAAUCAUAGUCUUGAUGAAGCAGAUCUCAAUCCAAAAUCUUACCAAACAAACAAUGGGUUUGCCUCAAUCCAACAGAAACCUGACAAAACCGGUCCCAAAUCAGAUGAGCUUGUUUAGCAUGAUGGUCUCCGAUGUCUCAGAAUAGAAAAAGUCAACCUGUCUGGAACAAACAAACCCCAAAGGAGUUGGUCUCCUACCCAAAAGCCAAGUCUCUUUGGACUAGACCCCAAAGAGUGAUUCUGUGAUCAUCUUGUCAGAAGUAACCGUGGAUCGUUUUGGAUCAAAAUGGGAACAAGUGUUAGGAGUGGUCCUGAUCCAAAAUAGGUCUAUCUCAUAGAACCAGUUUGACCAAAUACGACUCUCUCUUUUUCUCACAUCCAAACACCCAUUUGUACAUGGUCCACAGAAAUCAGAAAAGUCAUGUUUGACCAGAGGAGAUUUACAAGAUUCUGUAUGAAAAUGGAUUUAACAGAGAACCCCUGGAUUAAUAUCUCAAACUAGAAGCCAUUUUAAUCUGGACCAGCACUGUACGAGUCUAAUAAUUGAAGUAACAGAUGGACUGAGUCAGUAUGGAUGUGUCCAUCUAAAAAGUGGUAGGACCCCCAUUAGAAGAGCGAGUUGUUAUCAAAUCAAGAAGAGCCAGUACUGCACAGCCGCCUCUGAGCAAGUCUGUAACCUUUUUGGAGCAGCAAAGAAAAAAAAAAUGUGUCGACUUGACAGAAACUUCCGGAAAAUUCAAAAUUAACUAAUCUAUGACAAGUAUUCUUAUUAAUAAUAUACUAAGCAGUGUGCUUUCUAGGGUUAGCAUAGCGGAUUAUGGGUCAAGUACUACCAUAGUCUCAGCAAGAAGAUUGAAAAUGGAGUAGAAGUGGUGGGGGGCCAAGUGCAAAACAUUCACUAAAACAAAAAGGAGUUACGUCCAGUAAUGGGGGGUUUGUGGGUGGUGUCAGUUACCCCUCUCUUAGGCCACAUGGGAAUGUAUGGAGCAGAAGGAGACGCACGAACUUGGCCAAAGUGGGCAUGAUGCAUUUGAGAAGUAUUAUUACUAUUAGAUAAAAUGCUAAUUAUUACCUUAUGUACAGUAUUUAUUAUUUUUUAGAAAUGCAAUAUAAUUCAGUAUUAAGGGCUUUUGGGGUCAAAUGCAAAAAAAAAAAAUGGUUUUAUUAUAUGAAACUAGUUGUGAGUUAGACAAAAUACAUUGCAAGAGUAAUGUGUAACUAAACACUCAGGCAUUCUUCAAUGGAGCUGUUAUGGCGGGUGACAGCUAAGCAGCAAAGUGGCAGGCAAGGCUUGGGUUAGGGUGCGAGUGGGUGCUGUCACUUACUAGAAUACUUUUAUUUUCCCGAAUCCCCCCCACUGUCACCCCUACAAAGGCACUCACUUGUCCUUCAUUCUACCAAGCACCUGGAUCCUCUUUAAAGGUGGCCGAGUAAAACCUGGGCAGUUACCCAAUGGAAGAUUUCUCAGUCAAAUGUUGACAGUGGCAGCUCCAUGGCGGAUCAUUACCUCACCAUCUUGAAAAGAUGUACCCACCGCUGACUGGAUCAGCAGUGUGUGAUGUUCUAAACAAUAACCCGCCUUUCAGAGAGAGAUCUUCCAUGGACCGGACAUCCUUGCAUUUGUCUCAUUAGUGGGACAUAGAGCUUCCACUGACUUCACAUCCAUCCGUCCCAAAUCUCUGAGAGUCCACCAUUGAUCUGAUAUCUUUACACCCAAUCAGGAGCCUACUCCAUGCAGGACAGAACUUCCACUCAUUACAAGUUAACACGUGUCAUGUAUUGGCUUGUCAUCUCGUGGGUUUUAUAACUUUGAGGAGAGCUUGGCCUUCAGAAAGUGUUCCUACUGAUUGGGAAAUAGUGGGUCCAUCACAUCAAUUUGUCUUCUCAGUAAGUUUGAUAGUCCACACUUCAGUUGGAGAAUCUCCACUGAUUGAACUUCUCUUGUGUCUAUCUCAUUAGUUUAUAUUCUUGCAUGUAUGAUGCUGAUAGGAUGAGCUUGACCUUCACUCAGAGAGACGGACACAAUCAUCUCAGGUGUCUGGUGCUAAUAGGUUCAGUCCACCUUUCAGAGACAGGACAUCCUCAUAUAGGAUGCUCUUGUGCCAGUGACAGAGUUCAAUCCAUCACAGGUUGGAUUCCAAUAUGUUGAGCCUGCCCUUCAGACAGAGAACUUGUGGUUGGAUAUUUUCAUAUCAAUUACACCAGUCAAGCCCUUCACGAGUCUUCCUUUCAGUAUCUGAGAAUGUCCACUGACUUGUUUGCUAAUCUGCAUCUGAUGAAAGUCAAAAUUGUCACUGAUUGGACACUGUAGGGUCCACCGAUGGAGGUAGGCUUGCAUUAGAUAGAAGUUUCUAGAAACAUUUAGCAUGCCACCUUUUGGAAUGUGGUUGCGGCCCAAAUUUGCAUUUUAGUACAACUACUUUGUUGAAUGAAAUGAGAACUGGCGCCACUGUGCUAGCCCCCUUUGGUUUUCUGCAAUGCACUAUAAUCAAGGAGGGACAGAUGCCCAACCAGCACUUUCUUCAUCCCAACUUAUUCCGUUUUAUCAAAGAAUGAUUUCACAAAGUUUAAUGAAAGGGCAAAGACAAAAGUAUUCAUUGUAAGACGGCAAAAAAAGAUUAGCUACUAUUAACAUGAACGCUGGCUCGUUAGUGAAAUGGAGUAAUGUGGGCAUAAGUAGACAUAGGGGGGUAUAUUGCAGGGUUUGCCACACCUUGCAGGCAGCUUAAAGAAGCUUGUUGGGCACUUGGGCACCAUAAGAGGCAAGUCUGCCAUUAGAGGCGAAGCAGAAGUGCUUACUGUAGGAGGUGGUGUAAAAGAAUGGGGCUGGCAAAGGGGCAGGGCUGUGCAGUAACAGCUACACCAGUGGAGAUGGGGAUAAUAGAGGUGUGGACUAAGUGUAGUCCAGGUAAAAAAAAAAAUGAGGUGGGGGGAGAAGGGGUGUGUCCAACAAUCAGAGGAGGCAAUUCUAAAGAGUGGUCUGGCAGAGUAAAAGACUUGUGGUAGCAGAUAAAUCAUAAGGAGGUGAGUCUUCUGGCGAAGAUGGCCGUGAUUGGUGUGUCUGGUAAUAGGGGUGGUGCAGAAGUGGUGCAUGUCAGCUAUUACAGGUGGGGUAUAAGAACCAGAAGACAGAGAGGUAGGUCCACUAGAAGAGGAGAGGGAAGGUUUAGCCUGAAGUCUGGAGGUGCUCUUAAGCUUACAUCCACACUACUGCUUAAUCUUUUGUCUUUCGUUCACACUACCCUUGCAUUUCUAACCCAAGAAAACAAAGAUUUUAGGAAAAUGCUCUCCAGAGUCGUAUACUUCAGAAAACGCUGGCUUGGUGUUACAAUGUGGAUGGAUGCAAACGCAGACUUUUAGAGACGCAGACUGUAAUCGCACUCUGAUUAUAUUUUGUUCAUACUACGUAUCACUUCCCACUCAUUAUAACAUCUCAUUCCGUGAUCUGGUCACACUUCACAGCCAAUGUCACAAACAGGAGUUUUUCUCAUGGGCCUUGUUUGUCUGCAUCUAAAUUGUGUUUUGUAGAGUCAGAAUGCUGCAUUCAUGUGCUAAAUGUAAUAAGUAAAAGACUAACAUUUUUGCGAUAAACGCUGUGGCUGGUGGCUUUACCAUCCCUUCAAAAAGUUUUUGCCACUGCACCCAUCACAUGUGUUUUUGGUUUUGGUUUGGACAAAACUAUUUUAAUAAACGUUGCGAAAACGGUAGCAUGGAUGAAGGUCGUUUUUAUGAAAUUACACCAUUUUUAAAUGAAAAUGUAGUAGUGUGGACGUAACUUAAGAAUGCAUCUGAAAAAAGAGGUUGUGUAUCAACAGCUGCAUGGUAAUGGGGCAUGUCCAUUGGUAUUACUGAGGAUGUCAAUGUGGAUGGGACAGUCAUGUCGGCUGUUGGAAGUGGUAGCAUGUAAAGGUACAGUUUGUGCCCAGUGGAGGGAGGGUAAGGGGUACAAACAAAAUUGAGGUGCACCACUAGUUGCAGAAUUAACAGAUUUGUUUGCUUUUGUCAGACCUGUCUGAAGUUUAGGCCGCGUGUGCAUGUGUUCCACCUUGACUGAAUAAAGCUUUUGGCCCGAUAUCUAUUGGAUGAAAGGUUAGGUAACUCAAGAAUUUCAUGCUCCAGGAGAUGAAAUAUUACUUCUAUACCCAGUGUUCUAGCAUGGCAAAGAUGACCCUUACUCAAAAUUGUCCAGGCUUUCAAAUAAAUCCACCAUGUUUAGAGGUGCCCCCGUGUGCCCUUCACUUACAGUAAGUAACAGUGCACCUCAGGAUGUGAGGUGACGGAGACAGAAAUGUGAGAUGCCCAGCUGCACAGCCUCAGGAAGGCCGCUGCAGAGCAGAUGUUGCUACAUCGGCAGCUUUUGCGGGCAGUGCAUUAACAAGGAGCACUUAUGUAAAUUUAUAUUGUGCAUCAGAAUGGCAGUGCGCCAGAGUGAGGGUUGAAUGACGACUGGCAUGUUGUACCUUGGCUGCAAAAGCGCAGCUCCUGUGCAAGUCAUUUUGAAACCUGCAGCCCAUGAAUCUGUCUGAACAAUAAAGAUGAAGAAGCAAAGCCACUUCUUCUUUUAAUCAUGCCCAACUAUAAAAGAGACUGACAGAUAUUCUGAUGAAGGAAGCAUGGCCUAACCUGUAACAUCUAUGCAGUAGCCUCCGGGAACAAAGGUUGGAGGGGGCCCAUUAAUACUCCAUUAACAUUUCCAGUUAAACUUUGUCUCCAGUCCCAUCACUAGGCUUAGUUUAAGCCAUGCUUCUUUCAGUAGGUCCCGUUCUUCUGAUGUGAAAGCUCAAGGUGACCAGUGUCCACCCCACCAUUUUCCCACACUAUGAACAUCUAUCACAGGAGGUGUCAAAAUUCACCGUGUUCCGAAAAAUUAAAAUCGCACUUGGACUCACCCUCAUUCAGGAGCAUCAAAUUCAUACUGGGUGUGGGCAGCAGACCAAUAUGGCAUUGGGGGAGGAAGAGUGCAGGGUCCAGGAGGUCAGUUGCCACCUUGUGCACUUUAGUCCAUCCACAUACAUCUAUGCCCAAUACUACUUGCUGACACUUUGCUGCAGGUCCUGUGGGAAAUGCUAAUUUGUCCCAGCAUUUAAACAAUGUCAUCAUAAAUAAGCUGUCAUCCACCUGUAAAAUGGAGAAAUAAACACAAAGUUUAUAUUUUUAA
Erpetoichthys calabaricus (reedfish) is the source of this 10194-nucleotide messenger RNA. Its product is annotated as progestin and adipoQ receptor family member 4-like. The transcript has 3 exons. The coding region runs from base 1431 to 2249 and encodes 272 amino acids. Gene Ontology annotation, molecular function: signaling receptor activity. The record is from RefSeq and is a predicted model, not a curated record. Lineage: Eukaryota; Metazoa; Chordata; Cladistia; Polypteriformes; Polypteridae. Gene Ontology annotation, cellular component: membrane.